Solea solea (common sole) is the source of this 3319-nucleotide messenger RNA. RefSeq names its product TLE family member 2, transcriptional corepressor b (gene tle2b). The record is from RefSeq and is a predicted model, not a curated record. The transcript is spliced from 18 exons. Gene Ontology annotation, cellular component: nucleus; transcription regulator complex. Gene Ontology annotation, biological process: regulation of DNA-templated transcription; negative regulation of canonical Wnt signaling pathway. The coding region runs from base 41 to 2194 and encodes 717 amino acids. Lineage: Eukaryota; Metazoa; Chordata; Actinopteri; Pleuronectiformes; Soleidae. Gene Ontology annotation, molecular function: transcription corepressor activity; protein binding.
GAAGCUGGAGUGUGAGAAGCUGGCCAGUGAGAAGACUGAGAUGCAAAGGCACUACAUCAUGUACUAUGAAAUGUCCUACGGGCUCAACAUUGAGAUGCACAAGCAGGCGGAGAUUGUCAAGCGUCUCAGUGCCAUCUGUGCUCAGAUCAUCCCUUUCCUCUCUCAAGAGCACCAGCAACAGGUGGUCCAAGCAGUGGAGAGAGCAAAGCAGGUCACCAUGGCAGAACUCAAUGCCAUUAUUGGGCAGCAGCAGCUCCAGCACCUGUCUCACCAUGCACCUGGCAUCCCCCUGACGCCGCACCCAUCAGGCCUGGCCCUGGGUGCAGGGGGCUCAGGGCUUCUGGCCCUGACUGGGGCUUUGGGAGUCUCAGCUCACCUUGCAUCCAAAGAUGAGCGCAACCACCUUGACCCUGAACAUCUUCGAGAGGGAGCACCCAGCAGGAGUAAGUCGGUGUCAUCGACGGACAGUCAGCCCACUGAGGAGCGGCAGGGCCCGUCAGGAGGCUACUCCUCGUCACAGGGAGGGGCUGAGGCCAAGAGGAGGCGCUGUGAUGAUAAGGAGUCCCUCCCACCACACUCCUAUGACAGCGAUGGAGACAAAAGUGAAGACAAUCUUGUGGUGGACGUUUCCAAUGAGGAGCCAAACUCUCCUGCAGGCAGCCCUCCUCACUCCCCCCACGGGAACGGCUUAGACCGGGCUCCUGCUUUAAGGAAAGAGCUCCCGGGCUCCUCGAGCACAGGAGAGGCCCCCUCCACCCCAAACCCCCGCAGCCCCACCCCAGGCAAGACCAAGGACCCUGCUCAGGUGGACAAGUCCCAGUCUCCACUGUCUAAGUCUGGCACCCCAUCCCCUGCCCACCGUGAGGCCCUGACCCCUGGAGCACCAGGAGCCCCCGGAGGCCCUGGCCCCAGCACGUCCUGCCUUCGUCUGGUCAGCAAAGCAGCAACGAGUGCAGAUCCCCUUGCUCUCCGCAGUCCCAUGUCUGUGCCCCCUGGUUCAUACCCGGCUCAUUUUGGCGUGGUGUCCCACGCAGGGCUGAAUGGGGAGCUGGCCAGCCCUGGAGGAUUCGGCGGGGCUCUAACUCUCUCCCCACAAAUCAGUGCAGCGGCCAGCGCCUACUCCCGAAGCCCCAUGGUGGCGUAUGACUCUCGGUCUCACCUGAGAGCGCCGGGUCUGACCUCCUCCCUGCCUGGCUCCUCUGGUGGAAAGCCCGCCUACUCAUUCCACGUGAGCGCUGACGGUCAGAUGCAGCCGGUGCCCUUUCCCCCCGACGCCUUGCUGGGCCCGGGAAUCCCUCGCCAUGCGCGACAGAUUCACACCCUGAGCCACGGAGAGGUCGUGUGUGCAGUCACGAUCAGCACCUCGACGCGCCACGUCUACACUGGAGGAAAAGGCUGCGUCAAGGUUUGGGACAUCAGCCAGCCGGGCAGCAAGAGCCCCAUGGCCCAGCUGGACUGUCUGAACAGGGACAACUAUAUCCGCUCCUGUAAAAUCCUCCCUGACGGGCGAACCCUGAUUGUCGGCGGGGAGGCCAGCACGCUGUCGAUCUGGGAUCUGGCCACACCCACACCCCGCAUCAAGGCGGAGCUGACGUCGUCUGCCCCUGCCUGCUAUGCCCUGGCCAUCUCCCCUGACAACAAGGUCUGCUUCUCCUGCUGCAGCGACGGCAACAUCGUCGUCUGGGACCUUCACAACCAGACGCUGGUCAGGCAGUUCCAGGGCCACACAGACGGAGCGAGCUGCAUCGACAUCUCCAACGACGGCACCAAGCUGUGGACGGGAGGACUGGACAACACAGUGCGCUGCUGGGACCUGAGAGAGGGACGCCAGCUCCAGCAGCAUGACUUCACCUCACAGAUCUUCUCUCUGGGCUACUGUCCGACAGGCGAGUGGCUGGCUGUUGGAAUGGAGAGCAGUAAUGUCGAAGUCCUGCACGUCUCCAAACCUGACAAGUACCAGCUGCACCUCCACGAGAGCUGCGUGCUCUCCCUCAAGUUCGCCUACUGUGGCAAGUGGUUCGUGAGCACAGGAAAAGACAAUCUGUUGAAUGCAUGGAGGACGCCAUAUGGAGCGAGUAUUUUCCAGUCCAAGGAGUCCUCAUCUGUGUUAAGCUGUGACGUCUCCCCGGACGACAAGUACAUAGUGACGGGCUCUGGGGACAAGAAGGCCACGGUGUACGAGGUGGUGUACUAAGGGCCGCGACGAGAUGACAAGAGACAGGACGGAGACGUUGGGGUCGCGGUGGGGAGGUGGAGGAGGAGGCGCACCCAGUCGCACCGCCAGCCGGUCCCAAUCCCCAUUACAUCACCAGCAGGAGCCCCUCUGUCUCAGUCCUCUUGAGUCCUUCCGACCCUCACCCCUAAUACAUCACCCCCUUUUGUGCUGUGAUAUAAGCUAUUGUGGAAGCUCCCAAAUGCCCCCCCCACACUCCCCUCCUCCGCCUUCCACUUUUAGCCCAAGGAUGAGGUAUGAUAACAUACAGAGAGAGAGAAAGAGAGAGAGGGAGAAAAGAGACGGCAAGAUGAGAAGGACAAAGUGAAAGGACAGUGGAGCAUAAAGAUAAAGUCGGGGAUGAGAGAAGAAGGGAGAGAUGAGGAGACGGCAAGAAUGUAGAAGGAAAGAAGGAAGGGAAAUGAAAGGGAGGAAGAGGAGGACACGAAGGAGGAGGAGGGAGGUAGGGUAAUUAGGGCUGUUUCCUGAUUAAGAGCUCAGUGGAUGGGAGGCCCCCAGAAGAGGUGCAGAGCUGCACUGUGGGAGCACCAGCCAGGAGCACUGAUACCACACAAUCGAUUCAUUAGCCAGACAGUGGAAGCCUUAAUGAGGCUGACGCCGCAGCUCACUUUCCCCAGUGAGAGGUGUCAGGAGCUGGGGAACGAUGACGCUCUGAGAUGGAGGGGGGCUGCUUUAGAUAUCCACACACAAUGACCUACUCACACACACACACACACACACGCUCCUCCCUUGAGAUAAUAGUGGGAAGAGAGAAGCGCACACACACAACACACAGAGCACCCAAUUAAACAUUCAUCGCCGCACUCCCCAUUUCACUGCCUUAAUAUCUAUUUUAUUUUUGUCUGACAAAGGCAGCAUUUAAUGAACGGCAGAGUCAAUGGGAUUCUUCUGGGACCCAGAGACACAAACAGAGAACAUCAGCCGAGCUGCCCCCCCACACCACCACCACCACCACCCCCACCCCUAAUUCCUCUGGAUUGUUCUCCUGACACCGACCGCUGCUCUCACUCUCAUUAGAAGCACUGUCAGCUAGAUGAUGUAGCAGCACUGCAACUUCACCGUAUGGCAAACAUAAAGGGGGGGGGG